AGAGAGAGAGAGAGGGAGAGGGAAGGAGAGAAAAAAAUGUGAUAAGUGAAGGAGAGAGUGGGAAAGAAAGAAAGAUAGAUAGAUAGAGAGAGAGGGAGAGAAAGAAAGAGAGUGAGUUGGAAGGAGGAGUGAUUAAAUAAGUUUCGACAAGAAGUAGUUAUAAGAAAAACAACAGUGACAAAAACAAGGAAUAACUCUAAGUAUAAUCGCAGCAUCAUCGUCAUCAUCACCGUCAUCAAGAGCCAUUAUUUAUCAUCAUCAUCAUCAUCAUCAUCAUCAUCAUCAUUAUCAUCAUCAUCAUCAUCAUCAUCAUCAUUACCAUAAUCCCCAUUGUCGUCAUCAUUACUAUAUCAUCACUAAGAAAUUUAGAAGUACAUAUAUUGCCCGUAAUAGCCAAAAAACAAGACCUGUACUACCUUCAUCAUUAUCAUUAUAAUUUUCGUAGUCAUCAGCCUCAUCCUCAUCUCCAUCCUCCUCCUCCUCCUCCUCCUCCUCCUCCUCCUCCUCAUCAUCAUCAUCAUCAUCAACUUAUACAUUAUUACAACAGUACACUGACUCACUGAAUUAUCAAGUUUAUUUGAUGUCUAGAGAAAGAAAGAGGAUGAAAAAUAUAAGGAGAUGAAUAAUAUAAAGCUAUAUAAGCAUAAUAAGACAAAACAUAUAAAGCAAUUGUAGCGCUGGACAUUGUGUAGUAAUUAUUCGGAUUAAUGAGAUGGAGAAGGAGAAACACACCUGGAUUUUUAUCUACCUGACGUUACAAACUUACUUAUAUUUUACGGAACCUUUUCAAACGGAGCCGCGUCGCAACAGGUGCGUGAAACGUGAUAAUUGUGCUACGUAUAAUGAGACGGUAGAUUUAAAUGUUACAGAAGUUCGAAUCGCUGUUUUGGUAUCAACAAAUAAUAGUUUGAUGUUUUCUAUAGAUCGAAUUUCUCCAGCUAUCGAUUUAGCGAUAGAAAAAGUCAAGCACUCAGGUAAUUUAAGGACAAUUCGUAUCAAGGCGAACUAUCAUGGGGUCACAUGCGAUGCGACACAACCCCCGCUGGCUGCUUUUAAUUUCUAUAUGAACGAUGAGGUCGAUAUAUUCUUCGGCCCUGUUUGUGAAUAUGCUCUGGCUCCAGUCAGUCGCUAUUCUUUCUAUUGGAAUAUACCAGUGAUUAGUCCGGGGGGUAUGGCUCAUGAUUUCCAAGAUAAAACUGAGUUUGGAAGUCUCACUCGAGUUGGAAUUACUUUCAAUGGUCUGAGCGAUUCACUGCUCAGUAUAUUUCGUUAUUACAACUGGAGAAAAGUUUACGUUCUUUACAACAGCAAUGGAUUGGAUACCAUUACGUUUAGGUUUUGCUUUUUCACUGUAUCAGCCCUUGCUUUCCAAUUAACGAAGGAAAAUAUAUCAUAUCAUUUUCACAUUCUCGAGAAAGGUGGAUUAAAUAUAAAGGAGGUCUUAUUAAAAGGAAUCAGUACAGGUAUUGCAGGUAAGCUGUUUACUUUUGGAGCAUGGCAAAGUUAUAUCUUUCGUGAUUAGUUUUUCUGUUAUCUUUCUUCUCUGUACUCUAAUAAAUGCAACACUAUUGAUUACCUCUAUGAGCUGAAGAUAAAAGAAUUUGUACUCAGAGUGCGAUGUUGUAUGUUUUUGACAGUAGAACUUUUAAGUUUGUAUUGGUUCACAAGUUUUCCGUUCAUUAUUUCAAAGUCUCUAGUAUAUCUGUGAGUAAGGGUACUCUGCUAUUUUGCUUUUCUACCUAACUAUUGUUUGUUGCUUGGUAACCUUCACAUAUUUAUUAUUGGAUGUUUUGUUUUACAAGUCUUAGGAUGAAAUAAUGGUAACAGUCAUGAUAAAAUCCACUUAUAUAGAUACCUACAUUGCUGUAAUUUUCCCCGUCUUUAUGACAGUGCAUGUGCAUGUUGCAUUGAUUCAAGGUCAUAUACUAUAGGAAAGGAGUAUGGUUGGAUUGAAUGAACUUUGGACGUGGCUGCUUCUUAAUUUAUGAACAAAAUGAUAGUAAAAAUCCACCCUCGCUCCAAGAAAAAAAAAAAAAAAAAAAAAAAAAAUUUCGAAGUAGACAAUAGUAGGAUUUGAAGUUCGAAUUUAAAGGGACAUAACCAAACAGCACAAGACGUUAUCUUUUAUGUUUCGAUUAAUAUUAUUAAGCUAGACAGAAUUUCUGCUCGUAACUGUUAAUAACCCUAUUUCUCGCUAUACAUACAUACAUACAUACAUACAUACAUACAUACAUACAUACAUAUAUGAG
Molecule: messenger RNA, 2249 nt
Organism: Octopus bimaculoides (California two-spot octopus)
Lineage: Eukaryota; Metazoa; Mollusca; Cephalopoda; Octopoda; Octopodidae
Product: atrial natriuretic peptide receptor 3
Source: RefSeq, a predicted model, not a curated record